GGGUCUUCCUGUCAGUAGGGUGGAGAAAACGUUUGUGUGACUAGGUGGAGAAACUCACCUCAGAGAUACCCUAAUCAAAUAACUAAAUACUGCAUUGACGGCAGGCUUACAAUGAGAGAUAUACCGCAGAAGUGGAAUAAUUAAGUGGCCGACAUAUUAGUAUACUCAAGAAAGGCCAUCCUCAUGGUUAACAUGUCCGGCACAGCCACUGUGCUGCAGCAGUUUGUCAGUGGGCUGAAAAGUCGAAAUGAAGACACCAGAGCAAAGUCUGCCAAAGACCUCCAGCAUUAUGUGACCACAGAACUCAGAGAGUUGAGCCAAGAUGAAGCCACUACGUUCUAUGACGAGUUGAACCACCACAUAUUUGAACUGGUAUCCAGUUCAGAUGUGAAUGAGAAGAAAGGAGGAAUUCUUGCUAUAGUGAGUCUGAUUGGAGUCGAGGGAGGCAAUGCCACCAGAAUCAGCCGUUUUGCGAACUACCUGCGCAACCUGCUGCCCUCCAGUGACCCGGUGGUCAUGGAGAUGGCCUCAAAAGCCAUGGGUCACCUGUCCAUGGCUGGAGACACCUUCACUGCUGAGUAUGUGGAGUUUGAAGUGAAAAGAGCCCUGGAGUGGCUGGGAGCAGACAGAAACGAAGGCAGACGCCAUGCAGCAGUGUUGGUCCUGAGGGAACUGGCUGUGAGCGCUCCAACCUUCUUCUUUCAGCAAGUGCAGCCCUUUUUUGAUAACAUCUUCUAUGCAGUCUGGGAUCCAAAGCAGGCCAUUCGAGAGGGAGCUGUGUCGGCCUUGAGAGCCAGUCUCAUCCUCACCACCCAGAGGGAGACCAAGGAAAUGCAAAAACCUCAGUGGUACAAACAAACCUUUGAAGAGGCAGAAAAAGGCUUUGAUGAGACUUUAGCAAAAGAGAAAGGUAUGAACCGAGACGACCGGGUCCAUGGUGCUUUACUGAUUCUCAAUGAGCUGGUUCGCAUCAGCAGUAUGGAGGGAGAGCGUAUGCGUGAGGAGAUGGAGGAGAUCACGCAGCAACAGUUGGUUCAUGACAAGUACUGCAAGGAACUGAUGGGGUUUGGAACCAAACCCAGACAUAUUACACCGUUCACUAGUUUCCAGUCUGUGCAGCCCCAGCAGUCGAAUGCCCUGCUGGGCUUGUUGGGCUACAGCACACCUCAGGGUUUCCUCAGCUUUGGAGCUUCACCAGUUCCUGCCAAGAACAACCUGGUGGAGAGCAGAUACUGUCGAGAGCUGAUGGAGGAUCGAUUUGAACAGGUCUGUCGAUGGGUGCUGAAGUACAAAACCAGUAAAAACCCCCUGAUCCAGAUGACCAUCCUCAGCCUCCUCCCGCGCCUGGCAGCUUUCCAGCCCCACACGUUUACAGACCAGUACCUCUCUGACACGAUGGGUCACCUGCUGGGCUGUCUGAAGAAGGAAAAAGAGAGAACCGCAGCUUUCCAGGCCCUGGGACUGCUGGUUGUUGCUGUCAGGACAGAAAUCCAACCGUACCUGACAAAGAUCCUUGAGAUCAUUAAAGCUGCUCUGCCACCCAAGGAUUUUGCACACAAGAGGCAGAAGACCAUGCAGGUGGAUGCCACUGUGUUCACUUGUGUCAGCAUGCUGUCCAGGGCCAUGGGUCCCAGCAUUCAGCCAGACAUUAAAGAACUGCUGGAGCCCAUGCUGGCUGUGGGCCUUAGUCCUGCGUUGACUGCAGUCCUGUACGACCUGAGCCGUCAAAUCCCCCAGCUGAAGAAGGACAUACAGGACGGACUCCUGAAGAUGCUGUCUUUAGUGUUGAUGCACAAGCCACUGCGUCACCCGGGCAUGCCCAAAGGUCUGGCUCACCAGCUGGCCUCGCCAAGCCUCACGAACAUCCCAGAGGCCAGUGACGUCGGCAGCAUCACACUGGCUCUGCGGACGUUGGGCAGCUUUGAAUUUGAAGGGCACUCUCUUACCCAGUUUGUGCGCCACUGUGCUGAUCACUUCCUGAACAGCGAACAUAAGGAAAUCCGCAUGGAAGCAGCUCGCACCUGCUCCCGCCUCCUCACCCCCUCCAUCCACCUGAUCACUGGCCACGUUGUGAGCCAGACGGCUGUGCAAGUGGUCGCUGAUGUGCUCAGCAAACUGCUGGUGGUUGGGAUCACUGACCCAGAUCCCGACAUCAGAUACUGUGUGUUGGCGUCCCUCGAUGAGCGCUUUGACACUCACCUCGCCCAGGCUGAAAAUUUGCAGGCGCUGUUUGUUGCACUGAACGAUGAAGUGUUUGAGAUUCGAGAGCUGGCCAUCUGCACCAUCGGACGACUCAGCAGCAUGAACCCUGCUUUUGUCAUGCCCUUUCUGCGCAAGAUGCUCAUCCAGAUUUUGACCGAGUUGGAACACAGCGGUGUUGGCAGAAACAAAGAACAAAGCGCUCGUAUGCUCGGUCACCUGGUCUCCAAUGCCCCCCGCCUCAUACGUCCAUAUAUGGAACCCAUUCUUAAGGCACUUAUCCUCAAACUGAAAGACCCAGAUCCCAACCCUGCAGUUGUCAUCAGUGUCCUUGCAACCAUUGGGGAGCUAGCUCAGGUGAGUGGUCUGGAGAUGCGGAAGUGGAUGGACGAACUUUUCCCAAUCAUCAUGGACAUGCUGCAAGACUCCUCCUCAUUGGCCAAGCGUCAGGUGGCGCUGUGGACCCUCGGUCAGCAGGUGGCGAGCACAGGCUAUGUGGUGGAGCCUUACCGCAAGUACCCUUCUCUUCUGGAGGUGCUGCUCAACUUCCUGAAGACAGAACAGAACCAGGGCAUCAGGAGAGAGGCCAUCCGUGUCCUGGGUCUCCUCGGAGCUCUGGACCCCUACAAACACAAGGUUAAUAUCGGCAUGAUUGACCAGUCACGAGAUGCCUCUGCCGUCAGCCUCUCGGAGUCAAAGUCAAGUCAGGACUCAGCCGACUACAGCACCAGUGAGAUGCUGGUGAACAUGGGUAACCUGCCCCUGGAUGAGUUUUACCCCGCAGUGGCCAUUGUCACUCUUAUGCGUAUUCUGAGAGACCCUUCACUCUCCAACCACCACACUAUGGUGGUGCAGGCUGUAACCUUCAUUUUCAAGUCUCUGGGCCUCAAGUGUGUUCAGUUCCUGCCCCAGGUUAUGCCCACUUUCCUCAAUGUCAUCCGAGUGUGUGAUGCCAGUAUUAGAGAGUUCCUUUUCCAGCAGAUGGGAAUGGUGGUGGGUUUCGUCAAGAUCCACAUCCGGCCCUACAUGGACGACAUCUUCACCCUCAUCAGAGAGUACUGGACACCCAACAACCCAAUGCAGAACACCAUCAUCCUUCUGAUCGAGCAGAUUGUGGUGGCACUGGGAGGAGAGUUCAAACUCUAUCUUCCACAGCUCAUCCCCCACAUGCUGCGGGUCUUCAUGCAUGACAACAGCACUGGACGCAGCGUUACGAUCAAGUUGCUGAAUGCCAUCCAGCUUUUUGGUGCCAACCUUGAUGACUACCUCCACUUGCUGCUGCCUCCAAUAGUCAAGCUGUUUGAUGCUCCUGAUGUUCCUCUGCAGGCUCGCAAGGUUGCCCUGGAGACUCUCGACCGUCUGACAGAGUCCCUUGACUUCACAGACUACGCUUCACGCAUUAUCCACCCAAUCGUGCGGACACUAGACAGCACGCCUGAACUGCGCUCCACCUCUAUGGACACCUUGUCCUCACUCGUGUUCCAGCUGGGCAAGAAGUACCAGAUCUUCAUACCCAUGGUAAACAAAGUGAUGCUGAAGCACAGGAUAAACCACCAGCGGUAUGACAUCCUCAUAUGUCGCAUUGUAAAGGGCUACACUCUGGCUGAGGAAGAGGAGGACCCUCUAAUCUUCCAGCAUCGUCAUCGUGGUAACCAGGGCGACCCACUGGUCAGUGGACCUGUGGAGGCUGGGCCAAUGAAGAAGCUUCACGUCAGCACCACAGCCCUCCAAAAGGCUUGGGGUGCUGCAAGGAAAGUGUCCAAAGAUGACUGGUUGGAGUGGCUGAGACGUCUGAGUGUUGUCCUGCUUAAGGAGUCCUCCUCACCAGCCCUGCGAUCCUGUUGGUCCCUAGCUCAAACCUACAUCCCUCUGGCAAGGGACCUUUUCAACGCUGCCUUCCUGUCUUGUUGGUCUGAACUGAGCGAGGACCAACAGGACGAGCUAAUCCGCAGCAUCGAGUUAGCGUUGACAUCCCAGGAUAUCGCUGAGGUCACACAGACUCUGCUUAACCUCGCGGAGUUCAUGGAACACAGUGACAAGGGCCCCCUGCCUCUCAGAGAUGAUAAUGGUAUUGUGCUGCUGGGUGAACGUGCAGCCAAGUGUCGUGCCUACGCCAAGGCUCUGCAUUACAAAGAGCUGGAGUUUCAGAAAGGCCCUUCUCCUCUCAUCCUGGAGUCUCUUAUCAGCAUCAACAACAAACUCCAGCAACCUGAAGCAGCAUCUGGUGUGCUAGAGUACGCCAUGAAACAUUUUGGGGAGUUGGAAAUCCAAGCCACGUGGUAUGAGAAGCUACAUGAGUGGGAGGAUGCCCUGGUGGCAUAUGACAAGAAAAUUGACAUGAACAAAGAGGAUCCAGAGCUCAUCCUUGGCAGGAUGCGCUGCUUGGAGGCACUGGGAGAAUGGGGCCAGUUGCACCAGCAGUGUUGUGAGGAGUGGACACUGGUAAGCGAAGAAACCCAGGCCAAGAUGGCCCGCAUGGCCGCCGCUGCAGCCUGGGGUCUGGGCCACUGGGACAGUAUGGAGGAGUACACGUGCAUGAUCCCAAGAGACACUCACGAUGGAGCUUUCUAUAGAGCAGUGCUGGCCCUGCAUCAGGAUCUUUACUCAUUGGCCCAACAGUGUAUUGACAAAGCAAGAGACCUACUGGAUGCCGAGCUGACUGCCAUGGCUGGAGAAAGCUACAGUCGAGCGUACGGGGCCAUGGUAUCUUGCCAGAUGCUGUCAGAGCUGGAGGAGGUAAUCCAGUACAAGCUGGUUCCAGAAAGGAGGGACAUCAUCAGGGAAACAUGGUGGGAGAGGCUUCAGGGUUGUCAACGUAUCGUGGAAGACUGGCAGAGGAUACUGAUGGUCCGCUCGCUGGUCAUCAACCCUCACGAGGACAUGAGGACUUGGCUGAAGUACGCCAGCCUCUGUGGGAAGAGUGGUCGCCUGGCUUUGGCCCACAAAACCCUGGUUCUUCUGCUUGGCGUCGAUCCCUCCAAACAGCUCGAUCACCCUCUGCCCACAGCGAGUCCACACGUCACUUAUGCAUAUAUGAAGUACAUGUGGAAGAGCGCCCGCACGAUUGAUGCCUUCCAGCACAUGCAGCACUUUGUUCAAGGGAUGCAGCAGCAGGCCCAGCACGCCAUUGCAGCCGAGGACCAACAGCACAAGCAGGAGGUCCAUAAACUGAUGGCCAGGUGUUUCCUGAAGCUGGGUGAGUGGCAGCUGAGUCUGCAGGGGAUCAACGAGAGCACCAUCCCUAAAGUUUUGCAGUACUACAACCAUUCUACCGAACACGACCGCAACUGGUACAAGGCCUGGCACGCGUGGGCAGUGAUGAACUUUGAGGCGGUGCUACACUACAAACACCAGAACCAAGUGCGUGAUGAAAAGAAGAAACUGAGACAUGCCAGCGGUGCCAGUGCUAACAGUGAAGCCAGCAACAGUGACAGUGAGGUCGAUAGCACAGACCAAAGUCCUGUGCCUUCACCGGGUCAGAAGAAGGUCAGUGAGGACCUGUCAAAGACGCUGCUGAUGUACACCGUCCCUGCUGUUCAAGGUUUCUUCCGCUCCAUUUCUCUGUCCAGAGGCAACAAUCUGCAGGACACACUCAGGGUUCUGACUCUUUGGUUCGACUAUGGUCAUUGGCCUGAUGUGAAUGAAGCCCUGGUGGAAGGAAUCAAGACCAUUCAAAUAGACACCUGGCUACAGGUCAUCCCUCAGCUGAUUGCUCGUAUCGACACUCCUCGGGCUCUGGUGGGACGUCUCAUCCACCAGCUGCUGACAGACAUCGGUCGCUAUCAUCCCCAGGCUUUGAUCUACCCACUGACUGUGGCUUCGAAGUCCACGACCACAGCACGUCACAAUGCUGCCAACAAGAUUCUGAAAAACAUGUGUGAACACUGUAACACUUUAGUCCAACAGGCCAUGAUGGUGAGUGAGGAACUUAUCCGAGUGGCCAUUCUGUGGCAUGAAAUGUGGCACGAGGGCCUUGAAGAAGCCUCACGUCUUUACUUUGGUGAGCGUAAUGUUAAAGGCAUGUUUGCUGUGCUGGAACCUCUACAUGCCAUGAUGGAGAGGGGGCCACAGACCCUUAAAGAGACCUCCUUCAACCAGGCUUAUGGCCGAGACUUGAUGGAGGCCCAGGACUGGUGCAGGAAGUACAUGCGGUCUGGAAAUGUUAAAGAUUUGACUCAGGCCUGGGACCUCUACUACCACGUGUUCAGACGCAUCUCCAAGCAGCUGCUACAGCUGACUUCCCUCGAGCUUCAAUAUGUGUCUCCAAAGCUGCUGAUGUGCCGCGACCUAGAGCUGGCUGUACCAGGCACAUAUGACCCCAACCAGCCCAUCAUCCGCAUCCAGUCCAUUGCUCCAUCCCUGCAGGUCAUCACCUCCAAACAGCGCCCACGCAAGCUCACUAUCAUGGGCAGCAACGGGCAUGAGUUUAUGUUCCUAUUAAAGGGACACGAGGACCUGAGGCAGGAUGAGAGGGUGAUGCAGCUCUUUGGUCUGGUCAACACACUGCUGGCGAACGAUCCUGCAUCUUUGCGGAAGAACCUCAGUAUCCAGAGAUACGCGGUCAUUCCCUUGUCCACUAACUCGGGCCUGAUUGGUUGGGUUCCUCACUGUGACACUCUGCACGCGCUCAUCAGAGACUACAGAGAGAAGAAGAAGAUUCUGCUCAACAUUGAACAUCGGAUCAUGCUAAGAAUGGCACCAGACUACGAUCAUCUGACCCUGAUGGAAAAGGUGGAAGUGUUUGAACAUGCGGUGAACAACACAGCUGGUGACGACCUGGCCAAGUUGUUGUGGCUCAAGAGCCCAAGCUCAGAGGUGUGGUUCGACAGAAGGACCAAUUAUACCCGCUCCCUGGCUGUGAUGUCAAUGGUCGGUUACAUCCUCGGUCUGGGUGACAGGCAUCCAUCCAACCUGAUGUUAGAUCGAUUGAGUGGAAAGAUUCUCCACAUAGACUUUGGUGAUUGUUUUGAGGUGGCCAUGACCAGAGAGAAGUUCCCCGAAAAGAUUCCAUUCCGACUGACAAGGAUGUUGACAAAUGCCAUGGAGGUGACAGGCCUGGACGGUAAUUACCGCAUCACCUGUCACACAGUGAUGGAGGUGCUGAGGGAGCACCGCGACAGUGUCAUGGCUGUGCUGGAGGCCUUCGUCUAUGACCCGCUGCUCAACUGGAGGCUCAUGGACACAAACACCAAAGGCAACAAGCGUUCUCGUACCAGGACGGACUCAUACACUGCUGGACAGUCAGUGGAGGCUCUGGAGGGAAUAGAUCUGGGAGAGAGCACACACAAGAAACCUGGGACCACAGUGCCUGAAUCCAUUCACUCCUUCAUUGGAGACGGUUUGGUACAACCUGAAGCACUCAACAAGAAAGCCAUUCAGAUCAUCAACAGAGUGAGAGACAAACUGACAGGUCGUGACUUUUCUCACGAUGAAACACUGGACGUGCCGACACAAGUGGAGCUGCUCAUCAAACAGGCGACGUCGCAUGAAAACCUCUGCCAGUGCUACAUUGGAUGGUGUCCAUUUUGGUGAAUGACGGCCUCCGGCAGAAGAACGGUCUCCAGAGGAACAAAGUAAAACUCCCGAGAAUGUCUUUCUUUUCUUUUUUCUGUCUGCUUUUGCAGAGUUGUCCGGUUUUCCUGUGACAUGCUGUAAGAUUUACAAAGUGCUUUAUGAGCUGUGGUUUUAUCUGAUGACUUUAUUAUUAUAUAGUCCUUACAUCAGAAACACAUUCAUCCCCGUAUAGAUCGUGACGACGUCCACGUUGCGAGUCUUUUGUUUUUUCUUUUAACUUCACAACAACUUUCACAACCUCCAAUGAUUUGUUUUGGCUGAAAUGAUAACGCUUUAUUCUUUUUAUUAAAAUUUUUAAAAGUUCCUCUAAAUAUAGCAGAAGUAUAAUUUAACUUGACAUUAUUACCGUCUUGGCACCUGUGCCAAAUAAUCCUGUAUAAGGUACCAAUGUGUCUGUGAUUGUUAACGCUCUAUCUUUUUACACCUACUGUGGAGGAAAACUGUUCUGGCAUCAGGCAGACUUUUUUAUUGUUAUAUUAUUAUGAAGCUGCUCCUCCUCUUGUUUUUUAUGUCACCUACAGAGGGCACUCUUGCUCCUGUGAGAGCCUGCUUGAAUGAGGACAGAAUUCAUUCAGCAGAACAUAAAAGAUAAGACCAGAAGAAAAUUCUGGACGUUCUCUUAUCUCUGCUGGUGACGCUGCUUGUACAAUCUGCAGUCAGUGUGUAUUUAUUUUCAUGUUAAAACCACAGAAAUAAUUCUUUUUUUCUGAUAUCUCUGACUAAUAAAAGGAGAAGUGACAAACCAGA
Cynoglossus semilaevis (tongue sole) is the source of this 8520-nucleotide messenger RNA. RefSeq names its product mechanistic target of rapamycin kinase (gene mtor). The transcript is spliced from 58 exons. Lineage: Eukaryota; Metazoa; Chordata; Actinopteri; Pleuronectiformes; Cynoglossidae. Gene Ontology annotation, biological process: TORC1 signaling; negative regulation of macroautophagy. Bases 184 to 7731 code for a protein of 2515 amino acids. The record is from RefSeq and is a predicted model, not a curated record. Gene Ontology annotation, molecular function: protein-containing complex binding; protein binding; protein serine/threonine kinase activity. Gene Ontology annotation, cellular component: TORC1 complex; cytoplasm; nucleus.